AAACAAAUCUGGGUUACCGAUGUGUUUGGGAAGUCAGUCACAGCCAACCUCCUGAGUCAAGUGCUGGCUGCCAGGAGAUAGACAUGGAAGUAAUGAAACCUUUAAUUGAUGAACAAAAUUCAGAUGGCAUCUCAGAUGAGGAGCACGAAAAUAAUUUCCUGCCAGUUGAGAAGCAUUACCAGCUUGAUAAUGAAGAAGGCAUUACGUUUAUACAAACACUUACGCACCUCCUCAAGGGAAACAUUGGAACUGGGCUUCUUGGUCUUCCACUUGCAAUAAAAAAUGCUGGCAUUGUGAUUGGACCAAUCAGCCUUGUGUUCAUAGGAGUUAUAUCUGUUCAUUGUAUGCACAUCUUGGUACGUUGCAGCCACUGUCUAUGUCAGAGGAUGAAAAAGUCCUCACUGGGAUAUAGCGAUACAGUUAGUUAUGCCAUGGAAGUGGGGCCCCUGACAGCUCUUCAGAAACGAGCUUCUUGGGGACGGUAUAUUGUCGACUUUUUCCUAGUUGUAACACAGCUGGGAUUUUGUAGCGUUUAUAUUGUGUUCUUGGCAGAAAAUAUGAAACAAGUCCACGAAGGAUUCUUCGAAAAUAAGACUGCUCCCAUAAAUGUCAAUGCCACCAGCAGUUCUUCUGAGAAAAGGAGUACUGAUUUACGAAUAUACAUGCUGUGUUUCCUGCCAUUCAUGAUCCUCCUGGUCUUUAUUCGUGACCUUAAGAGCCUGUCCUUCCUUUCAUCACUUGCCAAUCUGUCCAUGGCUGUCAGCCUGGUGAUCAUUUACCAGUAUAUUGUUAGAGAUAUAGUAGAUCCUCGAAAACUGCCUCCUGUGGUUGGCUGGAAGAAAUACCCACUGUUUUUUGGGACUGCAAUAUUUGCUUUUGAAGGAAUUGGUGUG
Pelecanus crispus (Dalmatian pelican) is the source of this 893-nucleotide messenger RNA. The record is from RefSeq and is a predicted model, not a curated record. Lineage: Eukaryota; Metazoa; Chordata; Aves; Pelecaniformes; Pelecanidae.